AUGGGCUUCUUAGAUGUCGCUACUGAGAUCCGGCUCAAAAUCUAUUCGGAACUCCUCGUUCUUCUCGAGCCGAUCAAGUUCGUAGCGAAUUUCGGCCCUCCGCUGCCCCCCCUCUUACGAUCUCGAAGGGAUAGACUCCAUCCUGCUGUUCUUCGUUUGAGCAGCAAGGUGUAUAACGAAGCCAGUCCGCUACUCUAUUCCAAGAAUCGAUUCCAAUUCCCUGAAGUAUUCGGCUCCGCACCGUCUCUUCCGAUUCGAGCUCACGUCGCGCCCUUUCUUAUCCAAAUCGGAUCGCAAAGCAAGCUAAUUCACCAUAUCUGUAUUCCCUUUCCCACCUUCAACUAUCCCGUACCCGAAAGAGCUAGGCUUGAUGAAGUGCACAUCGAAAAUCUAGAGCUCAUCAGGAAGACCUGCACAAACAUUAAGACUCUCGAAUUAUUGGUACCACUCGAACAUUGCAACUAUGCGCUCGACGAUUGGGCAAUCGCAUCAGAGGCGUUGGAUUUACUCAACACACGAUUCAAGGCUAUUCAUUCCCUGAAAGAGAUUAUGAUUAAUUUUGAGGAGUACCCCGAAGAUGACCCAAGCGAUGGCCUGACGAAGAAGAUGCGCGAUAUUGGAUGGACUGUUAGGAUCACAAGGCUUCCGAAGAGGGUUUGGAUCUCCAUUGAUGAUCGAGUCGAGUUUGACAAUGAAGAGGUUGAGAUGGAAGAAGAGACGGAAAAGGAACAGUGGCUGGACGAAUAUUAUCGUCGACGACAUGACCCUUAUUGGGAGAAUGAUUCAGACUAUGACUGA
Messenger RNA from Mytilinidion resinicola, 798 nucleotides. RefSeq lists its product as uncharacterized. Lineage: Eukaryota; Fungi; Ascomycota; Dothideomycetes; Mytilinidiales; Mytilinidiaceae. The record is from RefSeq and is a predicted model, not a curated record. Bases 1 to 798 code for a protein of 265 amino acids. The transcript is spliced from 2 exons.